CAAAACUUUUUUCCUCAGCACUGCCCUCAGUAGGAGCACCGGGGAGCAGUGGGUGUAAUGCCGGUGAACGUGUGGUCGCUGUGUCCGCAGCCGGAGCGCUCUCUCUGCGGUUCCACAGUGACAGAAAGGCGCUGAGGUGAAGAGCACGCGCUCUCUCUAUGUUGAAGGACUGCAGCUCGCAGAGAAGUGGCUGGCCGGAGCCCGUCAGCAUGCGGGUCCUGUUGAGUGUCCUGUACCCUGUCCUUUCCCUGACCAUCUUCGGAUUAUAUCCCUCCAUGACUAUCGGCCCAAAGGAAGGCUGGCAGGUUUACAGCUCGGCCCAGGAUGCUGACGGGCGUUGUAUCUGCACAGUGGUGGCACCAGAACAGAGUCUGUGCUCCAGAGAUGCCAAGAGCAGACAGCUCCGUCAGCUACUAGAGAAGGUGCAGAACAUGUCUCAGUCCAUUGAGGUGCUGAACCUGCGAACUCAGAGGGAUUUCCAAUAUGUCAUGAAGAUGGAGAACCAGAUGAAGGGCCUGAGGACCAAGUUCAGACAGAUUGAGGAUGACAGGAAAUCCAUCAUGGCCAGAAACUUCCAGGAGCUUAAGGACAAGAUGGACGAGCUGAAGCCGCUGAUCCCCGUGCUGGAGCAGUACAAGAUGGAUGCUGCACUCAUCUCCCAGUUCAAGGAGGAGAUCAGGAACCUGUCGGCCGUGCUGACAAGUAUCCAGGAGGAACUUGGGGCCUAUGACUAUGACGAGCUAUAUCAGCGAGUCCUGCGAUUGGACAGCAGGCUUCGCAGCUGCAUGGGCAAACUAACAUGUGGGAAAUUAAUGAAAAUCACUGGACCUGUAACAAUAAAGACAUCUGGAACCCGGUUUGGGGCAUGGAUGACUGAUCCUCUAGCAGCCACCAGAAACAACAGGGUUUGGUACAUGGACAGUUACACCAACAGCAAGAUUGUGCGCGAGUACAAGACAAUGGACGACUUUGUGACAGGCGUGGUCUCUCGGACCUACAGCCUGCCGUUUAAAUGGGAGGGAACCAAUCAUAUGGUCUACAACGGAUCGCUCUACUACAACAAGUACCAGAGCAACAUUAUUGUCAAGUACAGCUUUGAGACGGGCAGCGUGCUGGCCCAGAGGGCCUUGGAGUUUGCAGGCUUCCACAACAUGUACCCAUAUACGUGGGGAGGAUACUCUGACAUUGACGUAAUGGCGGACGAGCUGGGUAUGUGGGUUGUGUACGCGACCAAUCAAAAUGCUGGAAAUAUUGUCGUCUCCCAGAUCGACUCCGACACCCUGCAGGUCCUGCAGACAUGGAACACCGAAUAUUCCAAAAGGAAUGCAGGCGAAUCAUUCAUGAUCUGCGGGACACUCUAUAUCACCAACUCCCACCUAUCAGGAGCAAAGGUUUACUACGCUUAUUCUACCAAGACUUCAUCUUACGAGUACAUAGACAUCCCGUUCCACAACCAGUACUUUCAUAUUUCCAUGCUUGACUACAACGCCAGAGAGAGAGCACUGUACGCGUGGAACAACGGACACCAGGUCAUAUUUAACGUCACCCUCUUUCAUGUCAUAAAAACCGACGAUGACUCUUAGACGUCGCAUUACUUUUCCAACGGUCACAGCUAAAGCACCAUAUGUGAUACAAGGACCACGCAAUAAACAGUGGUCACACUGAACUAUGGUAUCUCUGAUUUGUGGCUCUACAUUUAUGGAUUGAGCAUGGACACUAAUGACUUGACAUCUUAGUGGAAAACAUUUUUGUCACACUUCUUUUCAUUUGCUGCUGCUCAGACUGGUUUGCCUUAUUUGAUGUGUUGGCUCUGCCGGCCAAAGAGUCUUGGUAGCUUAUGCAUGUUUGCAUUUUAUCUGUGAUUUCCAGUGACAUGUACAGUAUGUGUUUUUGUUGCAGAUCUGUUUUGCUAACAGCGUUUGCAUUUUUGCCUAUUUAAAACCCUAUUUAAAAAAAAAAAAUAUUUAAAACUGAAAGACAACCUCCUGCAUAUUUGAUGAUUGUAACAUGUAGUAUGCAGUCAUUUAAAGAUGGGCCUGUAAAAAAUUGCUGUAACGUAUGUCUCUGUGGAAAAAACAUUUGUAUUUUUUAUAAAAAGAAAAACCCAUUGAACAUUUUCAUUAAAAUAAAAAUAUACUGUACAUUUCAUUAAAA
This is a messenger RNA of Solea solea (common sole), 2154 nucleotides long. It is a transcript of the gene olfm3a, whose product is annotated as olfactomedin 3a. Lineage: Eukaryota; Metazoa; Chordata; Actinopteri; Pleuronectiformes; Soleidae. The record is from RefSeq and is a predicted model, not a curated record. Gene Ontology annotation, biological process: signal transduction. The coding region runs from base 159 to 1583 and encodes 474 amino acids. The transcript has 6 exons.